AUGCAAAAGGAUGUUCAUAAUAAGCAGUCAAAGUUAUUGAAAUUUUCAAAACUUAACUGCCUCUGGAAUCCAGAGGAAUCAAAAAAUCCCAAAUUGUACGAUAGCUAUUCCUAUUUGGACCUACAUUUAAACCAAUUCCUGUCAAAUAUUACCGAAGAUUACUCGUUUCUCCCAAAUACAAUUUACAAGCCCUCAAUCCACGUUUUUAUCGAUAAUAGACUUGUAUAUAAGACCAAAAUAUUAGAUUUUAACAAUGAUUUAUUUGAUGAAACAAUAAGAUUAAAGAUAUAUUCACAAAAUACUACAGUAACACUAAAAUUAUUUGAAUAUGAACAGUUUAACACUACAAAUAGCGAGGAACUUAAUUUAAAACCAUCACUUUAUUCUGAAAUGACAGAUUUACACCUUGUUUCUUGGGUAGAUUUGGAUAUUAACCUCUUGAUUCCUGAAAGAGACUACAAAAUAAUUUGCGCAUUUAAGUCAAAUCCUGCUUUUAAUAGUUAUAACCCAGGCGGUAUUUUAUAUUAUCCAACCGAGUCUAACAGGCCUUCGAUUUUAUUUAAGAGAGUCUGCGCUUCUUGUAAAGUUUGUUCACUUUUAUCUCAUCUUUCAGUUGGAGAUGACGAUCAAUACAGUAGUAUAUUUAAGUACUUUGAUUACAAGUUCAAGGACCCAAAUUCUGACAGCUCUGACUUAAAAGAGGAGGUAAAAGACAAGGAAAAGUCAGUUGAUGAGGAGGAUUUGGAUGUGGUUGAGGUUAUAGAUAUGUCAUCGCUCACUAAAAGGUCCAGGAAAGAGUCGUGCAAAUGCCUACAACUGAGAUAUAUUCCGCUAAGUUUUAAGAAGAAAAACUUUGAAAUCUGCCUCAAGUGCCAUGAUUACGAAGUGUGCUGUGAUCACACACUUAACAACUAUUACCUCUCAGUUAACUUUAAACUGAUCCCGUCAAGUGAUAAAAUUGACUUCUCAACAGAGCUUUUUUCAUGCCUGCUCAGUUCAAAACAAACGGAACUCAAAUGCGAAGAUUUAGCAUCAAUUUUCGAGAUUCUAUACCAAAGAUAUUAUUCAUUCCAAUUACUCUUCAAUCAUAUUAAAGAGAAGGCGUUGUUAUUUUUAAAAGUUUCACUUUUGUCAUUAGUUUUGGGCUCAUCUGCCUUUUUCUUCGUGGUGAGAAUAACCUCAACAACACAGUUCAAAAAGGACCACGGAGAUAUUCUAUACACCAGCAAGAAUCUGUAUGCUUUGGAUCAAGGAGUUAGUAACUGGAUAAUGAAGUAUAUAGAAGAUGAUGUUAAGGAGAAGCCAUUAAUUGUUAACGGAAGGGUGUAUACAGUUGAUAAAAAGUCAAUAGAAAGAAACAAUCUUAAUAUUCCAGAACGUCAUAUAGCAGAUAAAACUAAAGUUUAUACAAAAGCACACUCAUCAUAUAAAAGAACAGAAUAUAUAGCACUUAAGACAAUAUGUUAUGCGAUUUCAGAAAGUAUACCCAAAGUAGUUAAGGCUUUCCUUUUGAAAAUAGCUGAGGCUUCUGAACACAUGGUUGUAUUUAUAAAUGGAUUACUGGCUUUAACAAGGGAUUGUGGACUCCAAUUAUCAUUCACAUGUUUCUUUCUAGCAGUUACAUCAUUUAAAUUCUACAAACUCUACAGUUUUGUUGUCAAACUUCUGUUAGUGCUUUUGUUACUAGGGUCUUUUGCGCAAGAUGUCGACCACGUGAGAUAUGCCUUUACUUUCGUAAGGAAUCUCUUUGUAUAUCUAGUACUGAGAGUUUAUAGAAAAGAAUGGUUUCUAAACGCAUAA
Messenger RNA from Theileria annulata, 1800 nucleotides. RefSeq lists its product as uncharacterized. The record is from RefSeq and is a predicted model, not a curated record. The transcript has 3 exons. Lineage: Eukaryota; Apicomplexa; Aconoidasida; Piroplasmida; Theileriidae. The coding region runs from base 1 to 1800 and encodes 599 amino acids.